UGUGAGACGAAACGACGUCGUUAAAGUUGGCGGCUAGAAAGACUAACCCUAACCAAACAAGAAGAAGACGAAACCCUAACCUCUCAAUUCUCGUUUCAUCACAAAACCCUAGCUAUGGCAACUUCCAUAGCUUCUCAAUUAGCAGCUAUCAGAUCCAUAGCACAUGUUGAUUCCGCUCCUCAAAAAAGACCAUUCACUCGUCCUUCAAUCUUAUUCGAUCCUAAAGAAGCUGCUGAUAUUGAUAUUGAAACCCUUUUCAAUAUCGCUAUUCAAGGUUUGGAGGUUCUUAUUAGCAAUGAUGAACGGUAUAGGAAUUAUAAGAAUGAUUUGUUCAGUCACAGAAGUAAAGAGAUGGAUAGAGAGUUAACGGGGAGAGAACAAAAUGAUAAACUUGAUGUCUUAAUUAAUUCAUAUUUGAAAUUACUUUCCUGAUAUUUUAAUCUUCCGUCCGCACUUAAGACGCUCGAGUAUUUGGUACGUAGACACAAGAUUCAUUUGCACAACUAUGAAGAUUUGAUUUUGUGUGCAUUGCCGUACCAUGACACACAUGCGUUUGUUCGGAUAGUACAAAUACUCGAUAUAAGGAAUGGUACAUGGGGUUUUCUUGAGGGUGUGAAAGUUUCUGGUGCACCUCCACCUAGAAUGGUUAUAGUGCAGCAAUGCCUUCAUGAUAAGGGAGUAUUAGAAGUUCUAUGCAACUAUGCAUCUCCAUCUAAAAAGUUUCAACCUUCAAAAAAUGUAAUUGGCUUUUGUACUGCUGUUUUCAUUGAAGUUUUGGGUACCGUUGUGACGGUUGAUGAUGAUAUUCUCAAGAGAAUACUUCCUUUUGUGAGCUCCGGUCUUCAGCACGGUAUUAAUGGGGUUUCAGAUCACAAGGCCAGUUCGUUGAUGAUAGUUAGCUUGCUUGGAAAUAAAGCUGCUUUAGCUCCCAAACUUUUGAAUAGAUUGAUAAAUUCAGUUUCCGAGGUUGCUCGCGAGGAGGCUAAUGAGUUGGAUCUUCAAUGGUUUCGGCUGUCCCUUAUUGCCUUAAUCAUUCUUGUCCAGUCCCAAAAUGUUGGAAUACUUCCAAUAAAGGCCUUGGAGGUUUUAAAGGAACUAAGGGAUUUGCCAAGGGUUUUAUUAGAAUUGUCUAAGGAGUUCAACAUUGAAAAGUUUCUUGUUGUUCUCUUGGACUCCCUAAUUGAUUGCAGUUCUAAAGAUGAAUACUGCCAGCAGGCUUUGCUGUCCUUGAUAGAAAAGGUCCCCAUAAAUGAUUCUGUUCAUCAGGUUGAGACAAGUGUCUGCAAAGAAACUUUGGAGACUAUGUCAGAGUCGGACGAUGAAGUCAUGCAUGAGGAAGUCAUGUAUGAGGAGAUGAUUAUGGAAAUAAUCAAAGUCGAAGUCAAUUGCAAAAAAGCCCUUGCAAUAAUUAAUAAAUCAAUACAGGAAUCGAAUAACCAGGAACAUCAAUAUUUGUUGGAAUUAAAGGCCCGCGUCUUAUGGUAUAUGAAAAAACGUGAUAAUGGUGUAUUGAGUGCUUUGGGGGAACUGUUUGAUUCCGGGGUUGAAUUCAGAUUCCCAGUGACAUACCUUGUGUAUGGAGCUUCCUCGCACGUUAAAGAAGGUUCUGAAUCUCAACUAAAGAUCUAUAGGCUUGGAUUAGAGCAAGCUGAGAAGAAAGAUGACAAGAUGGUGGAUGAAUUCAAACAGAGACUUCAACCUCUGGAGGAAGCAGCACAUAGGAAGUUAGAGAAGUCAAAGAGGAAGAUGAGGCGCGGGAUGAAUGUGGAAAAGCAGGAGGAAGAGGAAGUUCAAACACCUGUUAAAGAUGUAGAACUGCAAACUGUCGUAGAUGUGACGGCGUCCGAGCAAAGCGUCUUAGAGGAAAAGAAAAAGAAUGAAGAUGAAAUUUUUCCUUUCCAGUUCGAUUGCCAUUUCAAGUUCACCAUGGUUGGCAAAUUAAAAAAUCAAUGUUAUACGGGGAUACAAUAUAUAGGGGAGGUUGAAGUAGAUAAAUCCUUUGUUGCUGCUACUAAAUGUCAAUUGAGCUAUUUUAAGGAACUUUAUUAUCAAUGUUCACGACACCAGAGCCUUUUGACUGUGGAAUCUAUUGUUCAACAUCCCGCUGAUGGGACUGACUUACUUGUAUGUGAAGUGGUCCAAACUUUAAAUGAUUAUUUUGAGGAGCAGAAACUUGAUGGGGCAGAAGUGACUGAAACUCAGUGGUGGGAACAUAUCUCUGAGAAAUUUCGAAGAAUUUUUAGAGAUGUGAUUCAAGGGAUGAUGUUCUUAUACUCAGCAACUGAUUAUGAUUGUGGGGACUUGUCAUUCAAUGUGUUUGUUACAAAAAGUGGCAGAGGGAAGAUUUUGCCAAGCAUGGUUAAGAGAACUGGAACGAAACAAACUGUAGAUCAUAUCAAAAUACUCAAAGAUUUAAUGAAGACAGUCAUUGCUUUUCCAUUCAGUGGCAUUACAGAAAGUUUGGAGCUCCCACUUGAACUACGAAGGUUUUUGGAUUUUGAACAUUCGAGAUGUUUCAGUCCGGCUUGGUUUGUGAUUAAUUGUCCCUUUUUCUGGACCGUGGAAGAACGGAUCCAGUUUGCGCAUGAGCUAAAGAUGUUGAUCAAGCUUAAUCUGAAGUUUAGAUAUACGAUUGAAGCAUGUCUUGAGGAUGCAAAUUUGUUUUCUAAUUGGAAUGAUGUUGUUGUUGAUGGCAUUUAUAAGAAGAUACUGGACUAUCAUGGACCAACAACCUCAAAUGCUGAAGAUGAUGAUGCAGAUGAAUCAGCAGCACAUGCAAAAUCCAAAGGUAUGACAUUACUAACUUUCUGCAAUAAAAUUCUGAACACACCUCAUGUUACAAAGUUUUGCGUUAAUAACAAACUGCUGCAUAGGAUCUAUAGGUUUAUUUUAAUCUUCAUUCCCAGGGGUCCUUAAUUUCUUUCUAAGUAACAUGCUUAUGAGAU
This is a messenger RNA of Trifolium pratense (red clover), 2945 nucleotides long. RefSeq lists its product as uncharacterized. Gene Ontology annotation, biological process: positive regulation of transcription by RNA polymerase I; maturation of SSU-rRNA from tricistronic rRNA transcript (SSU-rRNA, 5.8S rRNA, LSU-rRNA). The transcript has 15 exons. Gene Ontology annotation, cellular component: small-subunit processome; t-UTP complex; 90S preribosome. The record is from RefSeq and is a predicted model, not a curated record. Gene Ontology annotation, molecular function: snoRNA binding. NCBI's taxonomy places the organism in Eukaryota, Viridiplantae, Streptophyta, Magnoliopsida, Fabales, Fabaceae. Bases 643 to 2916 code for a protein of 757 amino acids.